GCGCCGGAAGAUGGGGACACCUGUCCAGCAUGCCUUCACGUUCUCAGAGUAUAAAUUUCUUGCCGUUGUCGGAGAAUUGACUGUGGUAGUAUUACUCCUGAAAAACGUGAGGGAAACGUCUCAGCACAGUUCACUGUCGUGGUACGACUCAGUAACAAGCAGCCAACCGAGAAAGGAAUAAUUCCAAAAUGCUAGUGUUGCCAUUGUUUCUCAUGCAGGUUUACAUGGCUAGCUUACAAGGGGUGCAGGCAGCCAUUACAUGUACCAGAGCUAUCGACUUAGUCUUUGUGUUGGACGUCACCACGCCGCUGACACCAAUCGAAUUCCUCAGGGAAAAACAGUUCAUCAAGAACAUCAUCAACAACUUCGCAGUGGACAGUAACUAUGGGGUCAAGGUGGGUCUGGUGCUGUCUGGAGGUUCUUACGACUCCAAAGCCGUCUUCUACCUGGACACCUUUGAGGAUCGUGAGAAUAUGAUGCUCGCCAUUGACUUUGCUGUGCAUCAGGAUAAAGGUCGUAUCACAUGGUCACAUGUCGCACUUCGCCAGGCCAGGAAAGAUUUGUUUACGGUUGACCGUGGGUCUCGUCUUGGAGAGAACCCCCUGGUGGUGAUUUUCAUCACGGGAAAUACGCCAGCCUGGCCUCUAGGGGCCACGCUAGAGGGCAGUUUUCUGGAGCAGUCUGGAAUCACCACUUAUGCCAUAGGGAUUGGUAAAAAGUGUUUCCCCCGCACCCUCCCCCAUCCCUUGGCCAAUUCAUAG
Molecule: messenger RNA, 761 nt
Organism: Lingula anatina
Lineage: Eukaryota; Metazoa; Brachiopoda; Lingulata; Lingulida; Lingulidae
Product: matrilin-1-like
Source: RefSeq, a predicted model, not a curated record